AUGGAAAUGUCUAAAAAAAUCCAUCCACAGGCGCUCAACCCCAGCACAUUCCAGUUCGUUUAUCUGGAGAAUACUGGUAACAUUCGUUCGUCGGCGAUACAGAAGCAAGCUAAGUCGUACGCGGCUAAACGAUUCCAUGCCCGAGCAAGGCAUGAGCAGGUCAAGAAGCAUCAGGAGUCCCUACGGCAAGAAGCCAGGCGGACUCUGGUCCCAUCACCUUCUGGGGUAGACCAAUCUAUCGAUGCUGCCUUUUCGAACACAAACGCAUUUCAGCUACCAAACCCCACGACAAUGCUCUCAGCUGCUACCACAGACCCCUUUGCAUCAGCUGCGAGGCCGAUCUCCUCGUUUGAAUACUUCCUUAUAAGCCACUAUAUCCAAGUCAUCAUCCCUGCCGGGGGUUUCUACAGCCCGUCUCACCCAAGUCCUGAGGCAUAUUUGCAUGGUGCCAUAACGGAAUGGAUACCACUUGCAAUAACUGAUCCCGGCAUGUUGAACGGCAUCCUUGUCCCUGCCUGUCGAAGUCUCCAUUCUCUUCAGGGCGGAGGCCAUUACUUGGAGAUGGCUCUUCGAUAUAAGGUAGCCUGUAUUGUAUCUCUCAACAUGGAUCUUUCGGAGCAAGGGGGAAAACCACGUGAUUCGAGUAUAGCCAAAGCGAUUAUUUUAGCUGGCGAUGAGGUCUCAAUUGGUGAUCUUUUGACUGGAAAGGAUCAUAUUCAGGCGGCACACCAAAUGGUUGCAUCAAGGGGAGGUAUUGCCACCUUGGGAACACACGGAUUUCUGAGUGGACUGAUUAAUAUGUUUUCGAGUGAGGGCGAAACAGAGAUACAAGCUAUGCACGUGCUUAGCAGCUACAGUCAUUUUAGCACCUCAGUGUAGCGAUUACAUUUACAAGCCACUUCGUAGUGUAGGGUAAGGGGAAUUAUUGCAGCUGUUAUUGAUAUUUCUCUUUCUCUUCUUCUCUAAGAGAUUCAGAAGGAAUUAAUUCAUUACUCUGUGUCUCUUACCUUCAGG
Messenger RNA from Ilyonectria robusta, 1014 nucleotides. RefSeq lists its product as uncharacterized. The transcript is spliced from 4 exons. NCBI's taxonomy places the organism in Eukaryota, Fungi, Ascomycota, Sordariomycetes, Hypocreales, Nectriaceae. The record is from RefSeq and is a predicted model, not a curated record. Bases 1 to 879 code for a protein of 292 amino acids.